GUCAAAGGUACAUAUAACAUUAUUUCAACAAAAUGGCUGAACUGUAAAGACGUGUAUUUCUGAAAUUCUGUUACAAUGGAGCACCCAAACGAUUAUUAUUACCAAGAAUACGAAUUUGCGUAUCAUACAGACGUUGCGGACAUCGUCAAGUGUAGUGACAAAGUGUGUAGCGCGGUAAACAGAGUGAAUCAUUACGACUCAGGACCUAGAAUUCCCCGUAAAGUUCACAAUCACAAUCCAACUCGCAGUCUUCUAGAAUCGCUGAAAAGACAUUUCCUGAUUAUUUCAAGUGUAGAUUCUGUGUUAUGAAUAUGGAAGUGUAAAUAUAAUGUCUUAGCAUCCUCUUAGAACCUGUAAAGUUAGUGUACGUUUGUAAAAAUGAAUAGUUUUAGUAGUAGUCACAUGCGCAGUAGACGCAAAUAUCUCGAUCUUAACGGCUUCGCUUCGGUCCAUUUGCCUACAUCUACAUAUUGUACUGACGCUCAAGCAAAGUCAGACAAGAUGAAGUGUACCAUUGAAGACGACAUUUUGAAAAAUUUGCACCUUUUACCCGAUCCGUUGAAGAAAAAUUUGGCUGAUUCUGUGAUAACUGGUGAGACAAUGAAAAAAAACGCAGUCGAAAUAAAGGAGCGCAAGACGCACGAGGCUGUAAAGCCACCAACGGGACAAAGAACGGAUUACUACCCGUCACUAUCUGGUAUUACAAGCUUUUUUUCUGGUGUUUUUAACAUAAUGGGUACUAUAUUUCAAAAGCGCACGAAUUCCCCCGUCUCUCAGUAUUACGAUUGCUUUGAUAACGAGCACGAUGAUCAGAUGGCGCCACCUAUGUUCUGGCAGCCAUCCAAAUUUGAGGUUCGAAAUAAAAUUGAAUCUGACAUGCCGUUUGGCAGUACCAAUGAUUCUAGUACAAAUUUGGAUGUAGAGAUGAACUCUGAAUGUAAAGCGGCCGUGGCUCAGUGUGAGGAGAAACUAAAUCAAGUUCGUAAUUUGCUUUGUAAGAAAAAUGAUCAAAAUGUUCCAAAAGCUAAAAACAGCCCGCGAAAGCCAAGGAAAGCCUUCGUUGAGGCAGGUUCAGUGGAAGAAAGUUUCGAAGAUGCUUUCUCUGAAAGUGUCUUAAGCCUUGCCAACGAUUCUUUUGUAGAAUGCAGCACCCCGUUCAAAAGUCACAACGAAUUAUUGAUUCAAUCUGAUGCACCCCGAAUAAAGACUAACUUCUAUAUCACGGAAAAUAUGAACAUAACAAAAAACAUACCAGAGGAAACAGAAUCUGAAAAAACAACAGAAGUAAAGCAAAACUUGAAUACUAAAAAUCUUUCAAAUGGUGAAAUUGAAAUUUCAGUAACUAAAACAAAAGACGAAAUAAUAUCAUCUUGUGAAGAUAAACUGAAUAAAAUAAAGAAAUUAUUACAGUCAGGACAUUGUAAAACAUCUAAAAACUCUAAACCAAUACCAAUAUCAACGGAAAAUAAAAUUGAAACAUUAUUUGGUAAUGAGAUGAACUCGUCAGACUUACUUACUUCAAGUAAUUCAGAAGAUAGUGAUCAUUUCAACGAAAUUACCGGCCGCUUUAACUCGUCAUCUGUCGAUAGUGAGGAUUCGUUUCAAAUAGUCUUUAAGGAUAGCCCUCGGAAAUGUAGAAGACGGAUACCAUCCGAUUGUGAAUCUGAAGACUCGUUUAUCGUUUUUGAGGAAUCACCUGAUAGUUGUUAUACGUCCAAUGAAGUAUUUGGAGAAGAAAUUUUGGGUAAUGAUAGUUCAGAUUCAGAUUCCGACUCAGACUCUGACAUCGAUGAUGACUCUGGAUGCGGUGUGCAAUGUAAACUGUCACCGAGUCUGUCGAGGACGUUUGGCAAUUUGACGGACGAUAGCUUGUAUGAUCAGGACGUUGUGGACAGUGCGCCAGUGAGUUCACCGAGUACUACAACACCGUGGUUAGAGAAGACGGGAUUAUUGCUAGAUGGAAAAAGUGAGAAAAAGAAGCCGACAAAGAGGGUCCACUUCUCCACAGAACCACCAAAAGUUCACAUUAUGAGAGUUUGGGCGUUCGCGGCGCGUCAAGCCAGAGCCGGACACUGGGAGCGCCACGCUCUCGACAGGGAGAGGUUUAGGAGGAGGAUAGCAGACGUUGAGAUGGCGAUAUCUUGGGUCCUCAAGCCUCAGCAUCGUACGAGAAUCGUCUUCCAAAGAUUCAUGCCUUGGUGGAACGCGCAGAAGAGAAAAGAACUAGCCGAAAAGAAGGAAACAGAAGAGGCAGAGAAGAGAAGAAUGAUAGAAGAAGUUAAAAACAAUGCCUCUGACGAAAGUUUGAAUAACUGUGAUCAAAGUAUACCAGAAGUAGUUGAAAAUAGAAGUAACAAUAAGGAUCUUAACCAAGAUGAAACAACAAUUGUUGUUAAUGAAAAUGCCGAUAAUAAUAUUACACAAGAAGUAGAAAUAUCUCAAAACAUUGUAAAUAUAGAUGAUACAACAAAAUUAAGCCAGAAUCAAAAUUACAGGGACCAAAAUGUAAAUACUCAAGUUAAUGAUAGCUAUGAGAAAAUUGAUAAAAUUAGUGACAUCAAUGAUUCAAUAGCGGUUAAAAGUAAUGAAGAAUCGUUAAUGAAAAAUGAAUUGUUGAUAAAAAAUUGUUGCAUCGAUACUUGAUGACGUAUGUUUUUUUUGUUGAAGUCAUUCUUUAUAUAGCAGAACUUGAAUGAAUUUAUCGCAAUAUAAAAAAAAAGUAUCUAAGUGCGAAGGGAUACAAGCAGAUGUGAUAUAUGGACUUGGUAAAAACGUAAUUUUUUUAUACUUUGGUUUUUUGUCCUAAAAUUGUUCUCCAUUUUGCUUUCUAUGGGGUUUAAUCGUACAGGCUAUCAGAGUGAAAAGAAAUCUUAAUACAUUACUCUCAUGCAUAGUCCAUAAAAAUACUAACCCAAAUUACCGAAUUAGUCAAUAAUGACGUAAAACUUUUUUAUUACUUUUCCUUGCAAUUUUAGUUUGAGGAUAUUUGCCUCAACUGGGAUUCGUUACAAGAAUCUCGUACGUUUGACGGUCGACGAAAUCAAAUCGAAAAUGCUAAAUCGAAAUAUAACGAAACGAAUAAACUAAAGAACUUGAGGGUAGUUCUAUCAAUGUUCAAAGGAUUAUUCAAAUCGGGAAAAGUCGUUUCAAGGAAGAAAAACAAUGAUUAAUUUAAAAAAAAAAUUAAGUUCCUAUACAAAGAAUGACUUACGUAUUAAAAUAUUAAGUAAAAUUUUAAAAGUCUUAAUUGACAACCAGGCAUGAUUUUAAAAGGAAAAAGUACUUGUUGCUAUAAAAAAAAAAAAAAAUUAUUAGUAAUAGUUUGAGUGGGGAUUAUCGUGUCUGGCAAUGUCACGAACCUGGCGCUUAAAUUGUUGUUAAUAUGACAGAUAUCGCAAACAAAUUAUAGUAACAUUGCUUUAUGGUGGCGAGAAUUGUCAUAGUUAUAUCAUCUUGACAAAAACUUCCAGAAUAUGUAUGUGUGUGAGUGUAUAUUUGAAUAUAUUGGCCUGUAUUACGUUUAUUUAGGCUUUCAACGUAAGACCAAUUCACAACAAUAUGGACUAUUAAACUAAUGAUCAAAGAUGACCAAAUCAUGUGCUCUUUAAAAUCAUUAGACUCAAACUCCUAAGUUCAAGUUCAUUUAUAUCUAAAACAAAAAAAAAAUGGCUUGUCUGUUUCUGAAAUACUAUUAAAAAAAAUUUGUCAUUUUAAAGUGGGUACAAAAUUUGUUUUAAAUAAAACUAAUCUCGAGUGCCUUUAAUGUCAUCGGUCCAAAGCAGGAACAACAGAAAUGAAUUGGUGGAAUAUUAAAUAAAUAAUGAACAUUAUCAAAAUACCUAUAGACAUGUAUUGUCUUUGACACUCUGUUAAAAUAAUUGUAGUCGCAUUAUGUCAAGUCUAUGAAAGACUACUGAUAAAGAUACAGCGAUUUUGGCAAGUAAUAUUGCGUUGUUUUAACACGGAAUGACACAUUGAUAUUCAAGAACUUUUUGGGCUAUAGGAUCACUCAAAACAAAUAUUAAAUGUUUAUAAGGGAUACAAAAUUUUUCGCCAGCAUGUCAGCUGUAAUGCAGUUAAAAAUCUAUUAAAUUGGACUGUGCUGCGCUAUGCUAACUUUUAACACCAAUGAGUCAGUAACAAGACUUUCCAAAAAAGUAGUUGAUGUCCAAUAUAUAUAAAGGUGAGGUUUUUUCGCCAAUAUGCCAGCUGUAGUUAAAAAAUAUAUUAAAUUAGACUGCACUGCGCUGCGUUAACUUUCAAUAACACGGAACAUGCAACAUUAUUGGUCUGUAAAUGACUUGAUACCAUAGUGAUGGGGUGAAACGGCACUUUUACGGUAAAAAAAAAAAAAAAAUUAAAAUUUGAGGAUGCUAAGUGCCCAACCAUCUAUUUUUAGACUGAAUUAAUAUUAGGUCUACAGAAAAAUGUAAAAAUUCAAAAAAAAAAAUCGCACAAUAUAAAAUUGUUCGAUAAAAUCCAACUGAUAUAUUAAUUUAGGAUAAUUAUAUGACAUUUAUAAAUAAAUAUAUAGCGUUGUGUAAAUUUAGAAAUAAAAAUAGUUGUGUGGUUUGUUAAAUUUUUUUUUUUUUUUUUUGUUAACUUUCAAAUUGAUGCAUCCUACGUAAUACUUCGUAGAUCCAUAGCAAUACUUUGUAAUUAUAAUCACUAUUUAUGUUUCUAAUUGAAGACUACGUUGUACGGUGAAAUAUAAGUUCUAAUGACACAAGACAAUUAUAUGUAUGAUGCAUCAAAUUUUUGUAUAAAUUUUAUUCCAUAAUUAUAAUAAGUUUGUGUAUAAAUAAAUGCUAUUGUGAAUAUUUGAGCAGUUUUUUCCUCUGUCAUAUUUAUUUGCAUUUAUAUCUUCGAAACUCUCUUUUGUUUCUUUAAUAAUUAAUUAAUAACACUCUGUUUAAAUUGUAAAUAGCAUUUCUUUUAUUUACAUAUUCUAAGGUUCUAUAAAACUUCUGAAAUUACGGUUAUGUAAACAACUUUUAGUUAUGUGAAAUAGAUAUGUACUUCGAUGCAUGUAUUCAGCAUAUGCAUGACGUUUAUGCAAGUCUAUGCAAAAUAUUAUAUUAUGUAGUGCCUUCAUAUCGGUCUGUCUGUAUUCAAAAUUAUUCUUAGUUGGUAAAAAAAUGUCGUUUAUAUUAUUUGAUGCUUAAAUAAAUUUUUCCAUAUAUAAAUAGUAA
Melitaea cinxia (Glanville fritillary) is the source of this 5192-nucleotide messenger RNA. RefSeq lists its product as uncharacterized. Gene Ontology annotation, cellular component: protein phosphatase type 1 complex; endoplasmic reticulum. The transcript has 3 exons. NCBI's taxonomy places the organism in Eukaryota, Metazoa, Arthropoda, Insecta, Lepidoptera, Nymphalidae. Gene Ontology annotation, molecular function: protein phosphatase regulator activity. The record is from RefSeq and is a predicted model, not a curated record. Bases 379 to 2643 code for a protein of 754 amino acids. Gene Ontology annotation, biological process: response to endoplasmic reticulum stress.